AUGAGGGCAGCACGAAGGAUCUUGGCGUCGCCACCACCCAUCGCAUGUCGAGUUCCAGUAUCAAGGACCCAGCGAGCAUCCAUCUCCUCUGCGGCCUCUGCAUCUUCUGCAGGUCGCACACAGAAGCACCGGGGAACAGCUCUCAACUCUUCGUUGGCCGCCGAGUCUUCCCUCAAACCCAAUCUCGUCGACCAGGGCCUCUUCGCUGGUACCUCCGCAUCCGCGGCCCAGGAUUCCACUCAACACGAUUAUCUAACGCCCAUGCGCCAAUACCAAAGCCUAAUAGAUAAAGGAGUGCUACGCGGCGACGACCACCAAACCCGUAUCAUCCAAAAACUCCAGGAUUUACACGACAAGCUCGUCGAUUAUACCCCGCCUGUAAUACCCGACGCAUCCGAUUCCAACUCACUUCUUUCUCGGUUAUUCAGCCGCGAGUCCCCCGUACCCACGUCCCCGCCAGAAAACGUCCCUAAAGGUCUCUAUCUUUGGGGAGAUGUCGGCACAGGGAAGACGAUGCUCAUGGACCUCUUCUACCAGACCCUCCCACCAUCCCUAAAGCAUAAACGACGAGUUCAUUUCCACGCAUUCAUGAUUGACGUCCACAAACGGCUGCAUGCUGCGAAGAUUGCGAUGGGGUAUCGAGGUGGCGACCCAAUUGUUCCUGUGGCUCGAGACUUGGCACGGGAUGCUUCUGUAUUGUGCUUCGAUGAAUUCCAAGUCACCGAUAUCGCUGAUGCUAUGAUCCUGAGGCGGCUGCUCGAGUCAUUGGUUAAUUACGGCGUUGUUUGUGUAAUGACCUCAAAUCGACACCCGGACGAUUUGUACAAGAACGGAAUUCAACGAUCCAGCUUCCUUCCAGCAAUAGACCUGCUGAAGACCCGAUUUGACGUUACGGACCUGGACUCUGGUACAGACUACCGUCGAAUACCUCGUGCUCUGUCGCAUGUGUAUUACCACCCCCUCUCAUCGGAGAAUGAUCGCGAAAUCAACAAGAUAUUUGAUUCCUUUGCUGGCGAAGACCCGACAGACCCUCCCAUCCGGAAUCGCAAACUUACGAUAUGGGGCCGAACUCUUCUUGUCCCUGAGAGCACAAGCACCGUCGCCAAAUUCAACUUCAACGACCUCUGUGGGCGGCCACUUAGCGCCGCCGAUUACAUAGAAGUCACGAAGAAUUUCGGGACUAUCUUCUUGUUGAAUGUGCCGAAGAUGGGUUUAGACAAGAAGGACUUGGCGAGAAGGUUCAUUACUUUCAUUGACGGUAUGUAUAGUUUCAUAUCACGUUCAUUUCUGACUUCCCAUCUUCUCACAGCCUGCUAUGAAAGUAAAACGAAGCUAUUCGUAACAUCGGAAGUUCCCGUCUUCAAGGUCUUCUCCGACGACCCUUCAGAGACAGCUCACAAAAUCCAUAUCUCCGACCACAUGCGCAGUGUCAUGGAUGAUCUCGGUCUGUCAAACGAUGUUGUUGGCAGCAGCUCGAUGUUCACGGGAGAAGAAGAGGUCUUCGCUUUCGCACGAGCGUGCUCCCGCUUGGUGCAGAUGGGAAGUAAGGAGUGGGCAGAGACAGCUGGGAUGAAGUAG
Cyclocybe aegerita is the source of this 1578-nucleotide messenger RNA. NCBI's taxonomy places the organism in Eukaryota, Fungi, Basidiomycota, Agaricomycetes, Agaricales, Hemipholiotaceae. The record is from the annotation of a GenBank genome assembly.